GAUUUAUCCUAUUGUACAGGCUGCUUGGCUGCCAGAUCCCUACCUUAAACCUAAUUGAGAAAAAGUUAAAUCCCAAUCGUCAGAAAUCGUCAGAAAUCGUCAGAUCAAGACCUCACCAUUACGAUUUCUGCGCAAACACCAUUUACAACCCAAAAAAAAAUCCCUUGCAAUUCCUCGCGAAAAUGACGAUCAAUACCGAACCAGAAGCAUUACUGUCUCACCUUCAAAAUUCUGACGGCUCCGCUACUUUCUCUUUUGCUGGCUAUACCGUGGUUGGGGCUGUAAAUGGGCCGAUCGAGGUUCAGAGACGAGAUGAGCUCCCGGAGGAGGCGGCCGUCGACGUGAUCGUACGACCAGCUGCAGGGGUUGGAGGCACUAGAGAAAGGCACUUGGAGUCACUGAUUCAGUCGACUUUGCGCCAGAUCAUCCUCGUCAACAACUUUCCGAGGACCCUAAUCCAGGUUAUUCUACAAGUCACCACUGCGCCUGAGAACGAAUAUGUCAAUGCCAAAGUAGCACAGGCUACCUCAAACCUGCCUAUUUUGCCUGCUCUACUGCAGACAGCGGUGCUCUCGCUCCUCUCUGCCGCCCUUCCGUUGACGGCGACACUGACAUCGACCUCACUGGCUAUUGUCGCUGAUGGUCAAUCGAAGAAAGUCGUCUUAAACCCUUCGCCGCGAGAAAUUGAAACGUCGCAAUCGUUCCAUGUCUUCUCGUUUACCUCGCACGAUGAAUUGAUACUCGCAGAAAGUGAAGGAAGCUUCACGGUAAAAGAAUGGGACGAUGCCUUUGCCGUCGCUCAACGUCAAUGCUGCCCUCCCGUCACUACGGGCGAUGGAGAUACCCUCAUGGAUGAUAGUAGCCUACCUGGUACGGACUUGAGGCAGUUUACGCGAUCUACGCUGGAGGGGAAAAUAGCCUCGGACUUACAUUGGAAGUAAGCGAUUCUAUCCCGUACAUCCUGGAUUAGCACGGGCUAUAUUAUACGGAUAUGACUGGCUAGAAUCUACGGCAACAAUGCUGGAUUGGCGGUCAGUAAUGUACGUUGGUCUAGUCCCGCUCAGACAUGUUUGAUACUCCCGAAUCGGCGCAUCGCUUUCAUGGAGAUGCUAUGGAUUGGGGAUCUUCUACCGGGCGCGGUGGAUCAUCUGGCUAGUAGUUAAUGGGGUUCUUGUUUGCAUUAGCAUGGCAAAUGUUGAUCGGAUGGUUCCUUUUGGUAGGCGGACGGGAAAAAUGGCAGCAUCCCAGGAAGCUAAUGACUAGGUAUGUGUUGCCAAUGCUAGCCAAGAGUUUGGCAGAUAUGCUGGGCUAACCGACGAGUCUGUU
Molecule: messenger RNA, 1326 nt
Organism: Daldinia loculata
Lineage: Eukaryota; Fungi; Ascomycota; Sordariomycetes; Xylariales; Hypoxylaceae
Exons: 3
Coding region: 183-941 (252 amino acids)
Biological process (GO): U4 snRNA 3'-end processing; nuclear mRNA surveillance; poly(A)-dependent snoRNA 3'-end processing
Cellular component (GO): nucleolus; cytoplasmic exosome (RNase complex); nuclear exosome (RNase complex)
Source: RefSeq, a predicted model, not a curated record